Messenger RNA from Peronospora matthiolae, 462 nucleotides. The record is from the annotation of a GenBank genome assembly. NCBI's taxonomy places the organism in Eukaryota, Oomycota, Peronosporomycetes, Peronosporales, Peronosporaceae.
AUGCGCGGACGAACGAUGACGAUCGACGCGAUCGAAGACGCGGAGGAGAAGGCACCGGUGCCGCGUGGGUACCAGCGCGCGACUGAUCUUGGCGCGUCGCGAUUCGCAUCGCUCGAGCCACCUCGCGCGCGCGCAUCACCGCAGCUGCAGCAGCGCGCACCAGCGUCUGCGCCACCUCCGCAGGAGUAUGCAGCGCUACCGCAGCCGCAACAAGUCGCUCCGCCACAAGCUUAUGUGCGACCGGACCUCAACGGCUACGGGAUGCCGUCGGCAAGCCAGCAGAAGUUGAACAUACGCAAGUUCGAUGAUACAGAGCUGUACCGCGGACUUAGGAGCGAAUUUUUUGACUGGAAGAGUACGUUUCUGCGCGCGGUAACUCUCGCGGAAGCGUCGUGUGGUUUCAAAUGGACCGAAGACGUCAAGGUCAAACUGCUUGGCCCACUUUCUCGCCGGCACGGCUGA